AUGCGGGCAAAGGAUAAAGCAAUCUCUAAAGCAAUAUCUAAAGCAAUAUCUGAAGCAAACGGAAAAGAUGGGGAAACGUGCGAAGAAGUCCAAGAAAAAUUGGAAGCCCUUUACGGGGGUGUUGCUCUUUUGAGAAGCACUGUUUUUAGAUGGUACGUCGAGUUUUGUCGUGGUCGCACAUCCGUCUUUGAUGAUGAUCGUUCCGGGCGACCAAAAGAAGUUACCACCGAUGAUUUUGUCGAAAAAGUGCACGAUAUCAUAUUGGCCGACCGUCGAGUGAAGGUGCGUGAGAUAGCAGAUAUGGUAAAGAUCUCGAAAGAACGUAAAGGACAUAUCAUACAUGAGAAAGCUAUCGACACGAUGGGUGCCACGAUUGCUCAUCAUGGACCAAAAACGAAAUCGGGUAGUCACUUCGAAGAUGUGUUUGGAGCUGUUUCAGCGCAAUCAGGCAGACCAAGCAGCAGUCUAAAGUGGACUUUAUCUGGCGAAAGAGCUCUUAAGAAGGCCAAAACGAUCCCAUCGGCCGAAAAAGUCAUGGCUACGGUAUUCUGGGAUUGCCGCAGUGUAAUCUUCAUCGAUUAUUUGGACAAGGGAAGAUCUAUCACGGGGCAAUACUCCAGUGAUUUGCUGGUACGAUUCGACGUGGAACUGAAAAAGAAACGGCCUCAUCUUGCAAAGAAGAAAGUCCUAUUCCAUCACGAAAAUGCACCAGCACAUUCAUCCGUAAUCGCUACAGCUAAACUGAUCGAAUUGAGAUACGAACUGCUCACCCAUCCGCCAUAUUCUCCUGAUUUGGUCCCAGCGACAUUUUUCUGUUUUCCAACAUAA
Molecule: messenger RNA, 828 nt
Organism: Dinoponera quadriceps
Lineage: Eukaryota; Metazoa; Arthropoda; Insecta; Hymenoptera; Formicidae
Product: histone-lysine N-methyltransferase SETMAR-like
Exons: 3
Coding region: 1-828 (275 amino acids)
Molecular function (GO): nucleic acid binding
Source: RefSeq, a predicted model, not a curated record